AGCCAUUUGGAAGGAUGUAUAACGAUUUUUGUGAGAAUCAAUACAAUUGGUGCCAAAUGGGACCAUCAUUUAUCAGAAUGGCAUACCUUGUACUUAUCAUAAUGGAAUGGCUUUCUACUCACCUCCCGAUUCACUUUAUCAAGUGCCACAACAACAGGCAGCCUGCCCCAUGGUGUAUGGACAGCCAGUGUAUGUACCUCCACAGCAGUACCAGUAUCAGCCUACAAUGUCUCCACAGUGGGCAGCCAGUAAUCCGUGGCGGUUGACUCCUACAAGCUCCUCUGUGUCUGGCCAGUUCCUUUAUUCUGCUGUUCCAUCAGUGCCUACAGUUACAGCUGCAACAACCACUCCAGCCUCAUCAGAGGUGUAUCAUUAUCACGCCAUACCUCAAUAUACGCACACUCUAACCUCUCCAGCUAAACCUCCUGGGGUGCAGUUGUCUCCUUAUGGAGAGUAUGUGGACACCACUGUGUUGGAAAAUGGGUGUGAGUCCAGCACAUUUUAAUGUGAGUCAUAGUUAUAAAUUACUGGAUAAACUAUUUACAGGACCAAGUUCAGCUAAAACAUUCAACCUUUAAUACAUUUUAUAUUUUCAAGAAAAUAUUAGAAUAAAUCUAGAUGGAGCUAUUUCUCUUUGAACAAAACUUGGUAUUUUUUAUGUACAGUUCUCAAGAAACGGGUUUUGGAUCUUACAUGGGUCAUUCAGAAUUUGUGAUAAAUAAUUCAUGUUAAACUUGAAGUUUUUGAUUUCUUGAUAGUUAAAAAUACUCACUUAAUACACAAGAUCAUAUAUUUUGGUUUAUUGUUGUUCAUAUUCUUAGUAUUGUUAAGGAAGAAUCACUUUGUCAAUUGUAGGGAGUAAUCUCUGACUUGAAAGUUUUAACUUGUAUCAAUUGUAAAGCCUAAUCUCUGACUUGAAAGUUUUAACUUGUAUCAAUUGUAAGGCCUAAUCUCUGACUUACAUUCCAACUUGUAUCAAUUGUAAGGCCUAAUCCCUGACUUUGAAAGUUCCAACUUGUAUCAAUUGUAAGGCCUAAUCUCUGACUUGAAAGUUUUAACAUGUAUCAAUUGUAAGGCCUAAUUCCUGACUUUGAAAGUUCUAACUUGUAUAUUAUCUCAACUAUGAUAGUUAUAAGUCCAUAAACUCACAUUAUAGAUGUUUUAGAAAAGACAUGUUACUAUAUUUAUAUUUAAUUUUACAUUUAUUUACAUGUAAUCCUUUAGUUCUCCAUUAGAAAUAUGCCAAAUAACAAAUUAAGUGAUUAGUUAAGUUACCAGUGUCAGCCUCGAAUAGCUUGCUGUUCUGUCUGAUUGGAAUAUUCACACCUCCAGCUCCACAAUAAUGUAUUCAGGUUGUUUUAAAGCCUACAUUGGUAUGGACUAGUAUUGAUGUGGAUGGGUAGAUGGUGUAAUUUAUAUGUUUUUAUAUUACUUGAGUGUACUCAAUGUCUUGAAUUCUUAAAACCAAAUAAUCCACAAACUAUUUGAACUGCUUCACCAGUUAACACCCAGUUUUUACUUAUCUUUUUUUUAAAGAAUGAAAUUCUUAAAGGAUUAGUACAUUACCUCACUAGGACAACGAAUAGUUUAGAAGAGAGAUACGUGUAAUUCUACUUACACAGUUGUAAUUAGCAUUGCUUAAAUUAUAUUAUGUUAUUGAAUCAUUUUUUAGUUAAAGUAAUUUGACCAAAAAUGUUAGAAAUGUUUAUUUUUAUCUGUCUAUUUCCACAGAAUAUCUAAACAGUACUGUUUAUCAUCUGUUAAGUGUGUCCAGUUGCUGAUCUAAAUAGUAUCGUUUAUCAUUCAUUAAUUGUGACCAAUUUUUUACAUAAAUAAUGCUGAUUAGUAAUUAGUCAGAUUUAUCAAAUGAAAAUCUAAAUGAUGCUGGUUAACAUCAGUUAAUUGUAACCUAUUACUAGUCUAGAUAGUGCUGAUUAUCAACUGUUAAUUGUAACCUAUUACUAGUCUAGAUAGUGAUGAUUAUCAACUGUUAAUUGUAACCUAUUACUAGUCUAGAUAGUGAUGAUUAUCAA
Limulus polyphemus (Atlantic horseshoe crab) is the source of this 2033-nucleotide messenger RNA. RefSeq lists its product as uncharacterized. The transcript is spliced from 7 exons. Lineage: Eukaryota; Metazoa; Arthropoda; Merostomata; Xiphosura; Limulidae. The coding region runs from base 107 to 505 and encodes 132 amino acids. The record is from RefSeq and is a predicted model, not a curated record.